AUGUUAUUGAAAAAGGAGACAAGUUUGGAAAAUAUUAAAGGAGAUGGCAUAUUUCUGAAAGGAAGUGUGAAGAAAGGACAAGUUCUUUGUCUAUAUCCUGGAUUAGUAUACGAUUUUAGUGAUCCAAUAUUCUUUCAAUCUAUUGGAAAUAUGUUUAUUAAUCAAAGAUCUGAUUAUUGUAGAGUGGAUGGAAAUGAUAGAUUUAUAUCAAAAAUUUAUUUUAAAUCAUAUGCUAAUAGAGAUAAUAUCAUUCUUUCAAAUGGACAAUACAUUAAGCAAUGUGAUUCAAGCUGGUUAAAUUUCAAAUAUAUUCACGAUGAUGGAAAUGUUGAAAAUUAUUGGAAAAUUAGAAAGCAAUACUCAAUUUUAAACCAUUUAAAUAUUGGACAUUAUAUCAAUUCACCAGUUUCUGAAGAUAACAAGUUUAAGAGUAAUGUCAUGUACUUUGAAUAUGACUUUUUAUACAAUGACUGGCCAUAUCACCUCAGACAAUAUAUUCCAAAUGUUUUCUACAAACAACCGUAUGAUAGUUCACCAGUUCUUACAAAAUCAAUUUUAUUGAUUUCCUUGUGUGAUAUUGAAAGUCAAGAUGGAAAUAUAGAGUUAUUCGCCAAUUACCUUCAUUUAGAUUCAUAA
Messenger RNA from Naegleria gruberi, 636 nucleotides. RefSeq lists its product as uncharacterized. The record is from RefSeq and is a predicted model, not a curated record. NCBI's taxonomy places the organism in Eukaryota, Heterolobosea, Eutetramitea, Acrasida, Naegleriidae. The transcript has a single exon. Bases 1 to 636 code for a protein of 211 amino acids.